Molecule: messenger RNA, 669 nt
Organism: Hibiscus syriacus
Lineage: Eukaryota; Viridiplantae; Streptophyta; Magnoliopsida; Malvales; Malvaceae
Product: keratin, type II cytoskeletal 2 epidermal-like
Exons: 1
Coding region: 44-508 (154 amino acids)
Source: RefSeq, a predicted model, not a curated record
AAGAAAUCUUCAAGUGAAAAUCCUCUAAAAAGAACAUCAAAAAAUGAUGAACCCCAAAAGCACCUUCAUCUUGACCAUACUACUCAUCAUCUCCGCUUCACUGUCCGCAGCUACAAGGCCGGACCAUUUCGAACCCUUAUCGUCUUCUUCCCAGCAGAAGCAAAACAAAGGCAGCAAAACAAGCGACCAGAACAAUAACAACAAUGGUGGGAUCGGUGGGUUGUUUGGGCCGGGCUCGGCUGGGUUUGGGAUUCCGGGGUGGGGAAAUGGGAUCAUAGGCGGCGGUUAUGGGGCCGGAGUGGGAGGUCCGAAUGGAGGUUACUCGAAAGGUGGCGUGAUUAGGCCGAGUGUUGUUUGCAAAGAGAAUGGACCUUGUUUCAACAAGAAGCUCACCUGCCCUGCUAAGUGCUUCGACUCGUUUAGCCGCUCCGGGAAAGGGUACGGCGCCGGUGGCGGUGGUGGCAGCUGCACCAUGGAUUGUAAGAAAAAAUGUAUCGCUUAUUGUUAAGUGGGUAAUAUAUAUAUAUUUAGUACUAGUAGCUACUUAUUGUACCACGCAUGUAUGAUCAGAUGCAUGGAGUUUUUAAUGAGUAAAAUAUAUACUCAUAUUUAUGUACUAUAUUGGGAGUGAGUUUUGUCUACCACUACUGGUGGGAUAAACUAAUAUAU